This is a messenger RNA of Caenorhabditis angaria, 2218 nucleotides long. The record is from the annotation of a GenBank genome assembly. NCBI's taxonomy places the organism in Eukaryota, Metazoa, Nematoda, Chromadorea, Rhabditida, Rhabditidae.
AUGAAACACUUCUCAAAUGCUAUAAUUCUCACCGUUUCCAUCAUUUUUCUAUUAAUUUUCGGUGAAAUUGUGAAUUUCCAUCAAUUUUCGUUCAAUUCACCCGAUUUUAGUAGAGAUUCUCGAGAUGUUUUAGAAUUUAUCGCACCAUUUCAAUCGAUUCUAUCGGAUUAUUUGGUAAUUUUUAGCGUUUUUGCCACGUCAUAGCAAAAAAAUUGUAGACCUCCCCAAGUUAUGGCAUCACGACGUGUUCAAUUCGAAAAUCAAUGUCAAAAAUGAUGUUCAAUACAAUGUGCCUGUUAUAUGAUUCGGAGAAUUUUUUGCGCGGCGGGAAAUAUAAGAGGUGCGGUAGCCGCGACGCAACCGCAACGCGUUUAAAAAUUAUUAAUUUCUCUUCAGAUGCUCCUACUCGGACCCGAAUUUUGCGGCUCUCUCGAAAAACUUUACAACUUAUCCCAAUUUCACGAAUGUGGUUUUCAUACGAGAUCCAUUCGACCGAUUUUUGUCGUUGUAUUUGGACAAAUGUGUGAGGUAAACGGCCCAGGCUUCAGGCUUCAAGGGCUGGACCUUAAAUCAGGCUUAAACCCGGCCGCUGCGCGGAAGAUUCCGGUUACCACUUGCGCAGAGGGCUCGGGCUUAGACCCGGCCGCUUUGCGGAAGAUUCCGGUUUACACUCGCGCAGAGCGCUCGGGCUUCAAGAGUCGGACUUUAACUCGGGCUUAGACCCGGCCGCUUUGCGGAAGAUUCCGGUUUACACUCGCGCAGAGCGCUCGGGCUUCAAGAGUCGGACUUUAACUCGGGCUUAGACCCGGCCGCUUUGCGGAAGAUUCCGGUUUACACUCGCGCAGAGCGCUCGGGCUUCAAGAGUCGGACUUUAACUCGGGCUUAGACCCGGCCGCUUUGCGGAAGAUUCCGGUUUACACUCGCGCAGAGCGCUCGGGCUUCAAGAGUCGGACUUUAACUCGGGCUUAGACCCGGCCGCUUUGCGGAAGAUUCCGGUUUACACUCGCGCAGAGCGCUCAGGCUUCAGGCUUCAAGGAUGGGACCUUAGAUUGGGUCUUAAAGCCCGAGCGCUCUGCGCGAGUGUAAACUGGAAUCUUCCGCGCAGCGGCACUGUCUUCCGCAAAGCUGCCGGCCUUAAGCCUUAGUGAAAGGUCCAAUCCUUGAAGCCUGAAGCCCGAGCGCUCUGCGCGAUUGUAUACCGCAUGCUUCCGGGCCUAAGCCUAGGCUUGUUCGGACCCAAAAUGCUCCAAAUUUUCCUCAUCGCAGACAACACAAAUGCUUCGAUUGUAACGAAGAUAUGAGAUGUGUGGUUCGAGAGAUCUACAAUUCCCUAAAACAGCGAAAAUCCGCGUCAUUCAUGGAUUUACACAGUGCUCCAAGCUCUUGGUUUUGUGAUUUCGAAAAUUCAAUGAAAACAUACGAUUUGCUGAUAAUUGGAAGUGAUUUAGAGGAGAGAAAAGUUCCCGCGUUGAAAUUUUCGAAAAUUUUGGAAGAUAAAGGUGUUCCAAGAGAGUUGAUUAGGAAAAUUGUUGGAGAUUUGUUGGGUAAGUCAAGUCUAGCCAUGUUUAUAUUCAAAAUAAUCGAUUUUUUCUCUAGUUGGCGAAACUGAACAUAGCACUCAUAGAUCAAAACGUCGAAAAAUCGCAGCUCAACAAAUCAGGCAAGAUCCGAUAGUUCGAGAAUAUUUGCAUAAAAUAUAUUUGAAUGAUUAUUUGAUAUUUCCACAAUUCAAUCGAUCACAUUUGGAUCAAAAAUAUCAACAAGACGAUUUUGAUUUGGUACAAUUACAAAUUUCAAGCAAAUUUUGAUUUUUCAUGUGAAGUUAUCAAAUUGCCACCUCAUCUUGCUCGUGAAUAAAUUAAAAAACAAUUUAUUACAAAAAAAAAACAAAAAUUAAGGAUUUUUCUUCAUUAAUUUUUGGUAUACCACUUUAGUAAAUUCGGCCCCUGGUGGAAAAAGUUCCCCACCCAUGGGGCUUACUAAGAAAAAAAAUUGGGCCGAUUCUGAGAUCAUGACUUUUUCUUUGUCCGGUGGGUUUUGCAGUCUUACUAGGAGUGUCUUUUAAUACUUUUCCUCGAACUUCAAAUCAGCAGAAAUCUGGAUGUUUCUCUUUUCUCAAAGAAAAACAGCCAACAAAAACAGGCGGCGGGUGAGAAAAAAAGAAGUGAUCACGUGAUAAUUGAUUCUUUCAACGGCCUAGGUCACGUUUCUCAUGUGA